This is a messenger RNA of Aspergillus pseudotamarii, 3656 nucleotides long. RefSeq lists its product as uncharacterized. Gene Ontology annotation, molecular function: protein binding. The record is from RefSeq and is a predicted model, not a curated record. Gene Ontology annotation, biological process: regulatory ncRNA-mediated post-transcriptional gene silencing; negative regulation of RNA catabolic process. The transcript is spliced from 3 exons. Bases 111 to 3584 code for a protein of 1157 amino acids. Gene Ontology annotation, cellular component: catalytic step 2 spliceosome. NCBI's taxonomy places the organism in Eukaryota, Fungi, Ascomycota, Eurotiomycetes, Eurotiales, Aspergillaceae.
CUGCCGCCCUCUCCAACCAGAAAAAAUUGCGGGAAGCGGAGGCGGAGUUUUUCCAGUGACACCACCAAACUACUGAUCUUCAAGGCUCACGAUGCCUCACAUUCAGGAGUAUGGAUUCCUCUAUCUCUCAGCCGGAGAAGAAGUCCAUCCCACGGUUCGCCAGCUUCAAGCCUCGACCAGCGCCUCCACCCGAAGCUGAUCGGCCUCCCGAGCGCCGCAGUCGCGACAGCUCCAGAAAAGAAGACAGGCACGGAUACCAGUCAAAACGACACCGUUCGAGACACAGGCAUCACCGAGACCAUUCCAGCUCUAGAGAUCGUCGAAGAGAACGUAAAGACAUUCAACAUGGCCAUAAGGAGGCGUAUCACUCCGAUCGAGAGCUUAUUCCCGAGCACCGAUCGGUGCCGCAAGACACCGUGAAGCUAGAGGAGGAGGCUUCCGAUCUAUAUGUUGUGGAUCGUAAAGGUGAUAGGUACAAUAUAAUAUACGGUACUAUUCAUCGUUACAAUGUUCCACUUUAUCACCGGAUAGGUCGGGGUAGCGUGCUAGGCCUUCCUCCGACCUAUAGGAUCGAUCGCGAUACCGCCGAAGGAGACGCGUUGAUCAUAAAGGCAGAUGCUUGGCGCUCCGAUGGUUCAAGGACAAGAUCGAAGAGUAUUAUGUCUGGGGUGAACACGCAGAAGAGGAAACUACUUCGGAUACGACCAGCACCUACGUUAGAUGCUGCAGCAGACGCCUCGAAAGAUUAUCUUCCACUUAAGGCUUCCGUACAUCAGAAACGCAGUGAUACCUCAGGAGAUGAGGGCUCAGACGACGAGAAAUAUGGCUAUCGCUCAAUUCAUGGAAAGGCGAAGCAUGAGGAUAACAUUCCUAGUGACAUGGAAGAAGUAUCAGACACUGAUUUGAGUGGUGACGAGACGGUGCGAGUCGACCUUGAUAAAGAGAUCAAACAGCGCAACGUCGACUUGUCCAGGAAUGUUGAACGCAAUCCCACUGAUGUCCGUGCAUGGAUUGACCUUAUCGAGCAUCAGGAAUCUCUUCUGAGAGGUUCUGAAGGAGAAACGAAAACCCUCACGUAUGCUGAAAAGAAAAGCCUGGCCGAUAUUAAGAUAUCCAUUUACGAGAAAGCCCUGAAAAGGGUUGGGGACCAUGCUUCUCGUGAUCUCCUUUUACUCGGACUUCUAGAAGAAGGCGCCAAGCUUUGGGACACGAAAAAGCUUUCAGCACGGUGGCAGGCUGUUUUGAAAUCAAACUCUCAUUUCAUCAGCCUUUGGGUCAAAUACCUGGAUUUCCGGCAGACUGAAUUUCUUGACUUUACUUACGAACGAUGCUUUGCUACGUUCAUCGACUGUAUGAGGUUAAACAGGUCUGCAUCCGACAACCCGGAGAAAUCUCAUGUUCAAGUCUACCUCUUCCUUCGCUUGACACUUUUCAUUCGGGAAGCAGGGUUCGCCGAACAUGCAGUGGGUCUAUGGCAAGCAAUUCUAGAGCUUACCUUCUUUCAACCAGGGACAAUGGACUCUGCCACUGCUCGAGAGGAGGUGCUGUCAGCUUUCAUGGAUUUCUGGGAUUCUGAAGUUGUGCGUAUUGGUGAAGUUGGCGCAAAGGGCUGGCAGAGCGGCCAUAAUACUCUUUUAGAGCCCAGAUCCUUCACGCCGCACAAUCGAGUCAACUCCAAGUCUAUAUUCGCGUCGUGGAUGUCAUGCGAGCGGGAACAAAUUUACAACGCUCGCCUUCCAGCUCGCAGCUUAGAUGAAGAGAACGGUGAUCCUUAUCGUGUAGUUCUCUCGACCGAUCUUCGGGAGGUCCUAUCGCUUGUGUGGGGUUUGUCAUCAAUAGACGUAUUGGUUGACGGCUUUUUAUAUUUCUGUCAUCUUCCUCCUAUUGCAUUUUCCAGCGACUCGAGGAAAACCAAUCAUUGGAUGGGUGACAGCUUCUUGCGAAAUGAAUUCAUGAGCAGCUCUGAUUCCGCGCUUGAUCGCUGGGCUCCUAAAUACGAUGCUGAUACUAGGAAUACCGCUUCACUGCCGGUCUACUUCCAGAAUUUUGUUAAUUCAUUCGAUACUCUUUUCGCGGACCACGAUGCAUGGUUCUCCUCCAUCGGUCCUUGGGCUACCGCCGUACUGAACUCUCAGUCCGAUGUCGACCCUGAAUGGGUUUCUAAGGUAUUGAGAUCUUUGGUAGAGGCGAUGCCACGAAAUGACCAUUUGGCUGCAUAUUCAAUUGCAGUGGAGUUUGCAUGUGACCGCAGCAAGGCAGCAAAGUACGCGAAAUCCUUACUUAAAAAGCGGCCGUCCAGCCUAUGGCUCUACAACGUGUAUGCUCUUAUUGAACGUCGCUCAGGAAACCUGGAGGCUGCCAACCGUGUGUGGGAGACUACUCUAUCUAUGAGCCAAAACAGUAAGACGUUUAAUGAGGGGGAGAAGGUCGAUUCUGUUCUCCUUUGGCAUACUUGUAUAUGGGAAAUGCUAGAAGCUGGGAGUUUAGAUUAUGUAUCUUAUCUCUUCAAUUCUAUGCCUCAGAGCAGUCCAAGCCUGAAGGCUCCGGUGGAUCCCAAACAAUACAUACUCAGCCCGACAAGCCUGCUGAAAACUCAUAGUCUACUGUCAGAUAACCAAGAGGCCUUGCUUGCAGCCGGAAAAGCCAACACUUUCGUGGCCUGCACAGACUGUCUAGCAAUACUAGCAUACCUUUCUAACUCCCGGGAUCUAAAUAAAGCCCUCCAGCCGUACAGCGACGCCCUCAGCAAACUUGCAACAUUGCCAGCACAGUUCAAAUCGUUUAAAUCCGUUUCUAUUGAACUCCUCCACCAAGCGCGUGCAAGACUCCUCUACUAUCACGCCCGCACAAGUGGCAUAUACAAGCCCUCCCAGAUCCGUGCUCUGCUAGCAGAUAGCAUAUCUUUAUUCCCUCAUAACACGAUAUUUUUGUCCCUCUUUGCUUGGAACGAAUCUCGAUUCCGUAUCGAAGAGCGUGUCAGGGAUACAAUCAUGGAUAUAACGACGAAAGCCCACAACCGUGCUGAUCAAAUUCUCACAACCCAAGUACCAAUCACAUCACACUUAUUCUCCAUCUUCACCGAACUCAACCGUCCUGUGUAUGCAGGCUCUACACCAUACUCGGUCCGUGCGGCUUUUGAAAAGGCUAUUGGCGACCAAGAUCCCUCAACCUCAACACACCAUAGCACACUCUCCACCGCCCGCUCCAACCUGACACUCUGGAAACUCUACAUCCUCUUCGAGCUAUCUCAACACGAUAUCCACCGUGCCAAGGAUGUCUUUUACCGUGGCAUGCGCGCCUGUCCUUGGUCCAAAGAGCUCAUCAUGCUUGCAUUCAGUCAUCUUAGGGCAGAUAUCGUCGAGGAGCAGCAUCCAAGCGCAUCACGGAAAGGUGAUGGUAUGAACUUUUAUGAGUUACGCAGUGUGUAUAAUGUCCUGAUAGAGAAGGGAUUGCGGAUUCAUGUCGAUAUCGAAGAUGAGUUGGACGAGCUUGUGGCGGAGAUGCAGCAGAAGACAGCUGCGCUAGGAUUACCAAUUGCCAUGCCGGAAGAUGCCGAUAGCGAGGAUGAGCGGAUGCAACUAUGACAACCUUUUAUUUGAUUACCUGUAUCAUAUCAGUCCUUAACGUAUGAAUUACAGGAAAAGAUACCAUAACCA